UGUCUUAAUUUGUAGCGCCAAAAAGUCUCUCUUCCGGUGUCAUUCAUGCUGAACCUAUAAAAACUCGGCUGGUUCCAUCUGUAGUUCUACCAAGUCAUUAACGAAUUAUCGAACGACUACACAACUUUACAGUACAGCGUUGCCCUAAAAUAUGUCUUCCAGGUAGAACCCAUUUACUAUGUGCCACGCAUAUCAAACCAGUAAAGUGUUGUAUCUUCUAUCAAGAUUGUAUGAAAGUUGACGUCGAAACUCGAGUCUGUUAAUCGUGGUCGAAAAGUGCACAGAGAGAAUGAUCUGCCUGUCAGUCUAAGUGAAGGGUUAGUGAAGGGUUUACAACACAACUCACAGCUGUCUAGGCCGUUGGGUCGAUUGUCGAGCAGCAGAUGCAGGGGGCGUACUAACAUGACAGGCUGUACUAGAAGUUUCUGCGAGCCCCUUGUGCGGUUUCCAUGUUCACCACCAGCAUCAGCAGGCCCAGUGCUCCGUUUUUCAACAUUUUUUUCAAGUUCCGCGGGUCGGGGAUACUACACUAACAUAAACUAGCUAGCAGGCUAGGCUAAAGCUAACGCUGUUCACAGUACAGAGCUGGAUAACAUAGAGGCUAACGGCUAGCUAGCUGCCUGCGGGGAUGUUCGGGUGUUUGGUCGCCGGAAGGUUGGUGCAGACGGACGCGGUGCAGAUCGCUUCGGACAAGUUCGUGUUCAACCUGCCGGACUACGAGAGCGUCAACCAUGUGGUGGUGUUCAUGCUGGGCACGGUGCCGUUCCCCGUCGGCAUGGGCGGCGCCGUCUACUUCUCCUUCCCGGACCCGGUGAGCGGCGGCCCGGUGUGGCAGCUGCUCGGCUUCAUCACCAACGACAAGCCCAGCGCCAUCUUCAAGAUCUCUGGGCUGAAGACCGGAGAGGGUGGCGCGCACCCUUUCGGCAUGAUGGCCCCUUCCUCGUCCCACCCCGUGGCCCAGGUCGGUGUGUCGGUGGAAGCUCUGGAGCAGCUGGCCCAGCAGAUUCCGGUGUCCAGCGCCGCCGUGUCCACUGUGGACUCGUUCCUGCAAUUCACCCAGAAGAUGCUGGACAGUCUGUACAACUUCGCCGCCUCCUUCGCGGUGUCGCAGGCGCAGAUGACGCCAAACCCCACAGAGACCUUCAUCCCCUCCAGCUGCAUCCUCAAGUGGUAUGACAACUUCCAGAGGCGGAUGGCCCAGAACCCGAACUUCUGGAAGACCUGAUGAGAGCAGGAGGACGUUAAAGACUCUGACCAAAGAGUAGACCUGCCCAGGACAUGAUCCACAGUGCCUACAGGUUCUAAUAAAGGUCUCUGCUAGUGUGCACGCAGUCCUGUGUCCCUUCAUCUGUGGCAAAUCCGUUUCUGCUCAGUUCACUGAUGAGACACCGUUAUAGGGUUUAUAAGCUGUAAUGAACCUUAAUAAGUCAUUCACGAAUGCUCUGCACAUCAUCCAGAACAGCCUUUGGGUCGCCAGGUUGUGGAAAACCUUGUUUUUGUUAUCUCAGACUCAUCAGGGAGAUUAAACGGACGACUUUUGAAAAACAGCUGCUUCGCAUAUGCACCAAAAAUCCAUUUAUAAAAAUGAUUAGAUAGGAACUUUAUUGCAGACUCAAGGUCCAAAUUCUGAACAAUAAAAAAAAAACAAAUUAUUAUUAUUCACAUUUUCAAUCAUAUCAGAUAAACAUUUACUCACUUUCUCUAUUCUAUACACAACAUCUGCUUCCUGUCCGUCCUGAAGAGGAGCCCCUCCUCUGUUAAGAAAGUCUCUUUCGGCUUUUCCUGUUUAGGGGUCGCCACAUCAAAUCGUCACACUGACGACUUGCAUGUUGACAUUUGGCACGUGUUUUACACCGGAUGCUCUUCCUGACUCUCCUCUGUUGCUCUUCCUUUAUACCCCCCUUGAAAGCCUUUAAGGGGGGUGUUCCUGAUCCAGUUCGAGGGUCUAAGGACAAAAGGUGUCAUAUGCAGUAGACAUUGCAAAACUCCUUCGGGUAAAUUUAUGAUACUGGGCCCUAUACAAAAAUGUGACUUGACUUAUUGAUUUGCAUUUUAUACUAGUCAUUCUGGGGGAGGAUUUUCCACAACCUGGCAACUCAGAAGUUCUAAUGAAUGGCCAGUGGGGUCUGGUCUUUUUAUUUAGAGAAAGGUUUCUGCACCAAGCCCACAGAGGAAACCUCCACUUUUUGUCCUUUAACUGAUUGUAGCCCUCAGUGUUCCAUUAAUGGAUUGUUAAGGUGGAGCUGUUUUUGUUAGCAGAGUAGUUUCACAUAGUUUCAUGUCCAAACUUUUUCAUAUGAUCAAAUGAGUGAAGUUGUUACAGAAGCAGCAGCUGAUCAGAAUAAAAACUGUGUAGAAGAAAGAGGAUUUUCAGUGGAAUCGUUGAAUAUUAGUUCUAAUAAUCAUUGGAGACAAAAAUGAGAACAGUAUUUUCAGGCUUCGUGUGCUUCAAAUGAAGCUGGGGGGUUGAUAUUUCAUACAGUUUUAUACUUAUAUUAACAAUGUUCUAAAGUACAAUCUUUGAAAACAAAAACACCCAAAUCAACAAGUUUUCUUUUACUGAGUUGAGACGUCUCACAUCAGCACAGAGUGACUCAUUUUGUUCUUUGGAUCUUGACUUAACAUUUUGUAAAGGUGUGUCCUAAUGGUACAGUGGCCCUGAGAGCUCAGCCCCCUGGACAACACCUGCAAACAG
Monopterus albus (swamp eel) is the source of this 2695-nucleotide messenger RNA. RefSeq names its product heat shock protein nuclear import factor hikeshi (gene hikeshi). Bases 629 to 1225 code for a protein of 198 amino acids. Gene Ontology annotation, biological process: protein import into nucleus. Gene Ontology annotation, cellular component: cytosol; nucleus. The record is from RefSeq and is a predicted model, not a curated record. Gene Ontology annotation, molecular function: Hsp70 protein binding; nuclear import signal receptor activity. Lineage: Eukaryota; Metazoa; Chordata; Actinopteri; Synbranchiformes; Synbranchidae. The transcript has a single exon.